Haliotis rubra (blacklip abalone) is the source of this 750-nucleotide messenger RNA. RefSeq lists its product as uncharacterized. The coding region runs from base 1 to 750 and encodes 249 amino acids. The record is from RefSeq and is a predicted model, not a curated record. The transcript is spliced from 2 exons. Lineage: Eukaryota; Metazoa; Mollusca; Gastropoda; Lepetellida; Haliotidae.
AUGGAAACAGAGCAGCAGAACAAACUCCCUUUCUUGGACAUCGCCGUUGACAACUCCAACAACCAGCUCACCACGCAGCAGCUUCGCAAAAUAGGCGAGUGUAGUCUCACAGUUGGAGAUCAGUCUAUCUGCCCUGUGCCCCAGGUGAAGAAUCUUGGUGUUGUUUUCCGUUCUUCAAUGUCACCAGAAUCACAAGCCCUAACAGCAGCAAGAUCAGCAACCUUUCAUCUCCGCCGAAUAGGAAAAAUCCGCCGCUAUUUGGACAUUGACACAACCAAACUUUUAGUACAGUCAUACGUCAUUUCACGCCUAGACUACUGUAACUCCCUCGUGUCAGGAGCAGCAGCAAUCCAACAUCUCCAGUUUGUACAAAACAGAGCUGCCAGGAUCAUAACCAGGACAAAAUGUCAGGAACACAUCACCCCUGUGCUGAGGUCGUUGCACUGGCUCCCAGUAAAGAGGAGAAUACAGUACAAAAUAAUUUGCAUCACCUACUCAACCCUCUAUGACAUCAAUUCACCAGCUUACCUCAAAGACAUCAUCGAAAUCUAUCGUCCAACUCGUGUCUUGAGGUCUGAGAAAAGAGGCAGCCUGAAAAUGCCAGCUACAAAAACAUCCAUGGGAGACAGAGCUUUCAGUGCUGCUGCACCAGCUUUGUGGAACUCUCUGCCAGUUGAACUGAGAUCAGUAUCUUCCCUGGAAGCAUUUAGGAGCCAACUAAAAACUCAUCUCUUUCUAGCUACCUACUAG